Octopus bimaculoides (California two-spot octopus) is the source of this 2553-nucleotide messenger RNA. RefSeq lists its product as uncharacterized. The record is from RefSeq and is a predicted model, not a curated record. Gene Ontology annotation, cellular component: extracellular region. Gene Ontology annotation, molecular function: cytokine activity. Lineage: Eukaryota; Metazoa; Mollusca; Cephalopoda; Octopoda; Octopodidae.
AUAUUAAUAUAUAACCCAAGCGCAAUAUAUAUAUCUAUUUAUACAUAUAUAUAUACUCGCAUUCCAGUAUAUGGAAAAGACGUCCUAAACAGCAAACCAGCUGUUAGCCAAGUUUUUCAACUCUACAUUUAACCAAGUGACAAUAUAAUCGGAAAAGAACACCAAAAGUGGUCAGUUGAUAACCAAGUUUCAGAACUCAUAUCAAAGAGGCCAGUUAUUUCUCAAACAUAUAUAUAUAUUCUAUAUUAUACAUCAUAUAUUAUAUAUAUAUAUAUAUAUAUAUACAUAUAUAAAUAUUCUCACAUACAACAGUUAGACUUUGGACAAGAAAACUAGAUAGUGGCUCAUCACGACGAUCGCUGUCACUAUGUCGGACAAUUGGAAACAAAGAAGUAUGCACUACCUGCUCGCAUUAUCGAUCUGCUGGUUGUUCUCGGCCGAGAUUCUUCAGGCCGGAUUUCUACCCCGAUCUACCACAGAGGAGGACCAGGAACAAACUGACAGCAGUACAUCACCUACACUCAGAGCCUACCCCAUCGUAAAUGACACAGGUUCGAAUUUCACCCAGGACCGUCAGAACUCUAACAGCGACCAAUUCCGAUUAAUCAAGAAGACCAAGCUGGAACUGAUCAAGCAACAUAUAUUAUCCAGUUUGGGAUUUACACAGGCACCGAAUAUUACCAUUCCAAAGUUUGAGAACUAUAGUCUCUCUGAUAUGAAGAAGUGUUACCGACCAACUUGUCGUCUACCAACUCGAUCUACUGAUGAAGAAUUGUGGAACAACUCAACAUCCACAGUAUUGAAUUUGCAUUUCAAUGUCACAGCCCCGCGUAGUAAAUUGGUCACCGUGAAAAACGCCACGCUUUGGCUGCAUCUACAAAUGCCCCAAGUUGAAUGUCCUUGCAACGACGCCAUCGUUAUCAACGUCUACAUCCUAACGAAAGCCUUGAAGAAAAACCAACGUAAACCUCGUCGGCGAUUGGCAGCGGUACGUAUCGUGAAGCACCAGGGUGACAGUUGGCAAGACUUUGACAUGCAAGGAACGGUCAGUGACUGGCUGGAACAAAGGAAGAAUUUUGGAUUACAGAUUAUUAUCAAAGACCGCAUGGAGAACUUACUAAAUGCAAGAGAUAUCAUUUCUCACACAGACUGUUCACAACAGAAUCCUCCGAGUGUAAAAUGUUGGCAAAACUCUCAAUUGAUAAUGGUCAAUGGUAACCGAAGUGCAUUGCCCAUUCUGAUAGCGAAUAACCAUUCUACAGGAGCAUUACUGGAUGUUUACACGGAAGAGAAACCAAAGACGAGGAGAAUUAGAUUGAAAAAACAAUGACUAGGAAACAGGAAGAGAAGGAGGCCAUUACAUAUAAAUUAAACUUCCAGAACUUUCAACAAUAACAACACCAACAACAUUAAAAAAUGAAAAAGAACAAUGACAACCAGAAGUUAUCCAAAUCUAAAUGGUGAACAAGAAUGCCACUCUUCAGUUUCUCAAGCUGUGGUCUUCCAUUUCUCUUCAGUUGUGUUAAGACAAGAGGAUCUGACAUUGUAACUACAGCUUUUAACCGAUUCCCGACUUCAAGGAAACACAGCAAGACUGACAAAAGCAACAACAACAACAACAACAACAACAACAUAAAAUACAAACCAAAAACUCCUAUCGAAAGAUAAUGACAUAAAGAACAACAAGAAUACAUUUAAAAUAUCUGUAUAUAAACAUCUUACACAAAGACAAACACAUACGCAUAUAAGUCAUACAUACAUACAUAUAUACACACACAUAUAUACAUGUACAUAUAAACAUAUAUAUACAUAUAUAUAUAUAUAUACAAUAUAUAUAUAUAAUAUAUAUAAUAUAUAUAUAUAUGUAUAUAUAUAUAUAUAUAUAUAUAUAUAUAUAUAUAUAUAUAUAUAUAUAUAUAUAUAUGUAUGUAUGUAUGUAUGUAUAUAUUCAUAUGUACAUAAAUUCAUACACGCUUACAUACACACAUACAAACCUACAUGCGUGCAAGCAUACAUUUAUACAUUCAUGCAUCCUGACAUCACUACGUACAUGCAUGCGCGCGUAUAUCUUAAGAACCCUGGAAAAGUCGUACAUACUCGAGUGUAUAACAUGGACAAUAAUACAAGACAUCUUUUGCAUACACGAGUGUAUACUAUGGACAAUAUACAUACAAGAGUGUACAUUAUGAAGAAUGAAGAGAAAGAGAUAUAGAAACGUAGACGAAUGUUCGUAUAUGGAUGAUGGACAAGAACAUAUGCAGGAGUAUAUAUUACGUCACAUCCAUGCAUAUGUAUAUAUAUAAAUAUAUAUAUAUAUACAUAUGUAAAUCAAUAUAUAUGUGCAUACAUGCAUACAUACAUAUAUAAAUACAUACAUACUUAUAUGCAUAUAUAGAUAUAUGCAAAUGAGCGUACAUUAUGAAAAGCAUUGAAAGGAAAAGAAAGGAGAGACUAAAAUCAGAGACAAUGAACGAUCGAAUAAAGUAUUAGCCAUCAAAAAAAUAUGUUCAGGCAACAAAAACUACAAACAAAACCUCAUCACCACAAACAGCA